AUGUAUGGCGGGGGGCGACGUCGCGCUGGUAUUAAAGGCGAUAGGAACAAACGCAAAACCGAUAGCAGGAAUCCAGCAAAUGAAAUGACCGACACAAAAAUGGAAGAGGCCGCGGCGCCGUCUUGCUCUACUACCGGCGAAACUGCAGCCCAAGGACCCACAACAUUGAAAUUGAUCCAGAACGACAACGAUGAUGAAAAUAUACAAGAGGUCUGCGAAGUAGACAACACCGACCCGCAGCAGCAAUUGUGCAGUUACGUCGCUGG
Amoebophrya sp. A120 is the source of this 266-nucleotide messenger RNA. The record is from the annotation of a GenBank genome assembly. NCBI's taxonomy places the organism in Eukaryota, Dinophyceae, Syndiniales, Amoebophryaceae.